This is a messenger RNA of Cucurbita pepo subsp. pepo (vegetable marrow), 486 nucleotides long. Lineage: Eukaryota; Viridiplantae; Streptophyta; Magnoliopsida; Cucurbitales; Cucurbitaceae. The record is from RefSeq and is a predicted model, not a curated record.
CAUCUCUCAAAUUUUCUCUCUCCUCCAAAAAAUGGGUUCACACCUAAACAAGGUUCUCUCCACAAUCCUCCUGGCCUUGAUCCUUUCCGUCCUUCCGCCGGCGACUAGCUCCGACGACACCUGCCCAUAUCCCUGCUACCCUCCACCAACCGGCACCGGCUAUCCCGCCACUCCGGCCACUCUAACUCCACCGUCGCAAACAGACUCAGGCUCCUACUCUCCUCCAGCGUACUACUCUCCGCCGGCUGCAUAUUACCCAUAUAACCCGCCGCCGUACGAUGGCGACAGCUUCGACGGCAUCACUCCACCGCCACCGGAUCCGAUUCUGCCGUACUUCCCUUACUAUUACAAGAAGCCUCCUCACAAACCGGAGGAUGAAUCCGGUGGUACCGCCGUGUCGGAGAUCGGAGCUUUUGUAUUUAUUUGUGUCUCCGUCUUAUUGAAUUUGAUGUAAUGGAAUAAGGUAGCUACCUGGUUUGAAUUUAA